Molecule: messenger RNA, 5023 nt
Organism: Xenopus laevis (African clawed frog)
Lineage: Eukaryota; Metazoa; Chordata; Amphibia; Anura; Pipidae
Gene: kcnab2.S
Product: voltage-gated potassium channel subunit beta-2-like
Exons: 17
Coding region: 317-1420 (367 amino acids)
Biological process (GO): transmembrane transport; regulation of potassium ion transmembrane transport; regulation of action potential
Cellular component (GO): cytoplasm; synapse; axon
Molecular function (GO): potassium channel regulator activity; voltage-gated potassium channel activity; transmembrane transporter binding
Source: RefSeq, a predicted model, not a curated record
GGAUGGGCGUGGCUUCACAGUCGCUUUCCCACGAGGUCAACAGUGAGGGGGAGAGACCGGCUGCGACUGGCGGCGGCAAUAAUACUAAGGGGAGCCGCUUUAUCGGGGGACUGGGGAGAGGCUCAGCGUGAGAAACGGAACAGGUAUUUGCUGAAAGAAAAGCUGCUGAAAUUUGGACCCAAGGCAUGUUCACAAGUUUUGUAUCAAUGUUUUCACCUUGAUCACUCCAGAGGUUCCUGGUUAGAGCAGAAGUGCAUCAAAUCUGACACGUUUUACUGUGACCAAUACAGAGAGCGCAGCACUUGAAGCUGGCUCCAUGUAUCCAGAAUCAACCACAGACUCUCCCGCUAGACUUUCGUUGCGACAGACUGGCUCUCCCGGCAUGAUUUACAGUGCUCGAUAUGGAAGUCCCAAACGGCAGCUGCAGUUUUACAGAAAUCUUGGCAAGUCCGGCUUAAGAGUUUCCUGCCUUGGCCUAGGAACAUGGGUGACAUUCGGAGGUCAGAUCACGGACGAGAUGGCAGAACAGUUGCUGACAUUGGCAUAUGAUAAUGGAAUAAACCUGUUUGACACAGCAGAAGUCUAUGCUGCAGGAAAGGCCGAAGUUGUAUUAGGAAAUAUAAUCAAGAAGAAAGGCUGGAGACGGUCCAGUUUGGUGAUUACGACAAAAAUUUUCUGGGGUGGAAAGGCAGAAACUGAAAGAGGUUUAUCGAGAAAGCAUAUCAUUGAAGGGUUGAAAGCUUCUUUAGAAAGGCUUCAGUUAGAUUAUGUGGAUGUAGUCUUUGCUAACCGACCAGACCCUAACACGCCAAUGGAAGAAACUGUAAGAGCCAUGACUCAUGUGAUUAAUCAAGGAAUGGCAAUGUAUUGGGGGACAUCACGUUGGAGCUCUAUGGAAAUUAUGGAGGCAUAUUCCGUAGCUCGCCAGUUCAAUUUGAUCCCUCCUAUAUGUGAACAAGCAGAAUACCAUAUGUUUCAAAGGGAAAAAGUAGAAGUACAACUUCCAGAGCUAUUUCAUAAAAUUGGUGUAGGUGCAAUGACGUGGUCGCCACUUGCCUGCGGAAUAGUUUCUGGUAAAUAUGAUGGCGGAAUCCCUCCGUACUCUAGAGCAUCACUAAAGGGUUAUCAGUGGUUAAAAGACAAGAUCUUAAGUGAAGAAGGAAGACGACAACAGGCAAAACUGAAAGAGCUCCAGGCCAUUGCAGAGAGAUUGGGUUGUACCCUGCCACAGCUGGCAAUUGCCUGGUGCUUGAGGAAUGAAGGAGUCAGCUCGGUUUUGUUAGGAGCAUCUAAUGCCGAUCAGCUUCUAGAGAAUAUCGGAGCAAUACAGGUCCUUUCGAAACUGUCCUCUUCCAUUAUCCACGAGAUUGAUAGUAUUUUGGGUAACAAGCCAUACAGCAAAAAAGACUAUAGAUCAUAAUGGUGAAUGCCGCUGGACGGGACUAUCACGGUUCUACUCCAACUCUCCUAUUUGCCUGCUUAAGCUUUACUGAUUCAAAGUGGAGUGUGGCUGCAUCAAAGAACACACCAUUUCCAGAUAAAAAUAUCAGGAAAAAAAAAGUUCAAAUGAUUAUUGUAAGAAUCCACGCGCUUAAUGUAUACAAAUAUCUGCUCAUUUGCUAAACUGCACAAAAAAGUAGUUAAUGGAGGAGCCGUUGUUGUAACGGAAUUCUUUCUGUUUUUGAUCGAUUGUCUUUUGCGUUCCUCUGCUCUGUCUUUGCUCCGGCGUUAUUCUGAGAAUUCCAUUCACAUACGCGUCGGGUACUGGAUUAUCCUCCAAUGUGAUAUUCUUGGUUUCUUAUGUCAGUGCUUUGUAUAAAACAUAAACUGGAAAUGUAUUAAUUCUAUCUCUUGCUAAACAUGAAGAAAAUAACAAAUACACACUAUACAUCUCUAUCAUGCAAUAAUAGACCCUCAGUGUCAGUUUUCUGGCAGCUGUAACUGCAUUAUGCUGCUACUUCUCGACUAGGGCAGACAUAUCCAACUGGUGUUUGGGGAGGGGACAUGUGGCCUUUUCUCUCCUACGUUUAAUCCUUCAGUCCACUGUAGUUCAACAUUGUAUAUGGUUAUUGCACAUGGGAUAUUUUAUUCACUACAUUGCAUAUCUCCUGUUUGUCCAAGUUUUCUGCAGAUGGUUUUAGAAUGGGGGGUGCAGUGGUGGUAGAAAGUUGGAAAAGUCUGAUAAUAAUUUGAAGGAGAACAGGUGAACUGCUGUGUUAUUCACUCUACUGUAUUUUAUUUUAUUGUUGGUCAGGGGCGUUUCUUGGGCCCCCCUUCUCAUCUGGCACUUACCUGCAUCAGAGCGGGUUGAGGGGGGGGGGCGUAUCACUAAGUGCAGGGAGUAUAAUUGUACUCUCUGCCCUGGAAUAGCCAAAAUUCUGAUUUAAAAAUCCGAAUUUUGGGUUUUUAAGUUACCGGCCCCUGAUAACACUGCUGCAGUCUGAGGAGAGUUUCUCAACUUGCUUCAUGGCAGCAGCAGCCCUGGUGUUGGUGAUGGAUUUCUGACGUCUGCUUCUUUAAGCAAAACUCACUGCAACAUGUCCUAUGGCAGCCGGUGUCUUAUUUAAGAGACUAGGAACUGAAUGCCAGGGGUUAAGGAACUUUGAGAACCAAGACAAUCAAAAUGCCUUUAGAACCCGUUCCCUUAAAGGAGAAUUAAAUUCUGUUUUUGUUGUAAGUUAAGAUUAUGCCCUGCAAAAUUGUACCUUCUAGUGAGUACUUUUUUCAUUUGUUUACUCCUAGUUUAGCAGUGCUCUAAACUGCCAGGCCAGAAGCCUCAGUGACUUAUGUGCAGUUGGUCAGGCUACUUCCAGCUUUUCGUCUCAUACUGGCUGAGCCCUGAGCACAGAGGGAAAUUCCCACUUUACUCAUUCCUUUCUCUGCAGCUCUCUUGCUCUCACAACUAUACUGUAAAAUGCAAAUCAGAAGCAAUGUCUGCAUCUUCAGGUUGAAAGUCGAAGGUCAAGGCAUUGGAGAUUUGCACAGUAAACAUUUUCCUGAAUUAUAAACCUUUCUUUUAAAUAUUUACAUCAUUUAUCUAAGACCAAAGUCUAUUCUGUGGUGUCUCCUGCCUGGGCAUAAGUGUUUCAGAUUGCAGACAACACUGCUCCCCAGUCCUUACAUAUCCUGCCCUAAGCUCUACGUCUUCAUGUGCUGCAGCUGCCAUUUUGAAGACAAGAUCUUUACUGAUAAAAUAACGUGUGGUAUAUUCAUAUAUUUACAUUUUUUGGUAUAAACCCAAAUCACAUGUUGUAGUGCAUAUGCAGAGACUUAGGGAGCAGGGGUGGAACUACAGAGUGAGCAGAAGGGGAAACGCAUGCCAGUUUUUCUCUUCAUAUUUUGGGCUAAUAAAUCUAGAACAUUAAAAAGUCUAGUGCAUUUAUAGACUGCAUAUAUCAUUAAGUGUUAUUAUUGAAACCCCAAAAAGUUUUUUACUUUUGGACGAAAUUUGUUUUUCCAUGAAAAGCAGACAAGGCGCAUGGGUGCGACCAGAUCCAAGCAUGAGUGCUCCUGAGCUGGGUCGGUUAUGGUAUGUGCCAGUGAUGUCAUUGGUGUGAAAAGUGUAGCCUAGGGGGUCUCACAUCUAAUUAAUCAACCGCUGGACAUAGUUUUCCUGUUAGGAAUGCACUGUGCCCAUUUAACAGAUUUGGGCAAAUACUGAACCAAAUCUGAGCCCGCGGGAGUAUGGGCUAAAAUGACAUCUACAUCUGUGCACAAAUAUUUUGUUUUAUAUAGGGUUCUGGUUGCGGUUGCCCAGGCUUUCUGAUUUGGACAAAUCGGAACUCUAAAGAAAGCUUGGAUUCAGCUGAAUCCCUAACAUAAUCCAAGAUUCUCUGCAUCCCUAAUUCCUGUAAUUUAAAGCGUACAGAGAAGCAGCAAAAGCAAGGGGUUAGCUUCCAUUUAUACUUCUGAAUGGUAUCUGUGCUUCACAAGUGCGCUUAUGUAUACUUUCAGCCUUUAUCUAACAGACUGAUAACUAGCAAUGUGUGCCGGCCGGGGGAUUGAUCCAUUGUAGCUCAAGGAAAGUGGACUUCUUUCUCUCCAGUCAUUUCUUUACUAACCCCUCCUCCCAGCCAUGGUUUGGAGAUCUGUUGGGGGGGGAAUAUCCCAAAUUUUGUGCCUGUUUUUUUUUUUUUUAUCCUCUAAUUGAAGAUACCAUAAGAGUUUUUUGCGAGAUUAACAAAUUCUAAGCUCAAAGUCUAAUAUCAAUCAAGCAGAGGGUAGUACUGUAUAUACAUUUCUUUAAAUAUUCUGGCAAUGCAUGCCCAGGGUGUUGUGGAAUUGCCUCUAGUUUGCAGUAAGGACAAGAUCAUAGAGCAGAAACCAUAUUUAUGGACAAAGCAGUCUAGCAAAUAGGAUCCUUUGGCACAUGAUACAAGUCCAUUUCCCAGCAGCCCCUGCUCCCUGAACUGGCACAGAAUAGGCAGGACUGUAACAGUAAAUAUGGAAAGUGUCAGUAGGUGCCUAUUUUUGGUCUGGAAUAAAUAAAAUAUCUUGUUUAGCUACAGUAUUUAAAGUAUUUGUGCAUUGAAAAUAUAAUUGCUCCAAAUCAGGACAUUCAUCAACAACAAAACAUCCUUUCAUGUGUUUCAUAACAGUAUUUAUCUUGCCUUGUGCCUAUAGCGUGGUCAUGUCCGCAUCCCUGGCUCUAUAUGGAGUAUAUGGAAUAUAACUUUCUUCUAUACUUGCUCUUUCUCCGCAAUGUUACGGCCCAGGGAUAAUCUGUACAUUGCAGGUAUAAAUAAGGACAGUGCAAGACAAUACAAUACAAAAUAUUCCAGUAAAUUCCAUUCUAAAUAUGUCCACGUUGCUGACAACUUAAAAUAGAAUUUCGUCCCGACACACCAGAAUUGUAGGCAAAAUAUUGUCUGUCAAUGCAUCCAAAGACUUUUUUUUUUUCAUUUAAUAUUGCUGGAAAACUUAUUUAAUUUAGGCAAGUUGUUACAUUAGGAAUCUUGAUUUCCUUAACAGAAACUUGCACACAAUGUUUCCCCGUUCCAUUUUACAAUAAUAGUAUAUAUAA